ACUAUAUAUAGACGUAUGUAUGCGGCCUGCUUAAUUAUUUAGUCAACAGCGAUAGAAAACGACAAUGGAACUAAAGCCCGGCCUCUCAGCCAUCGUCACCGGCGGAGCCGCCGGCAUCGGCCGAGCACUGGUGCUAGCUCUCGCGCACAAAGGAAUUUUCAUCACAAUCAUUGAUUUCUCUCAAGACAAAGGGAUACAGGCUGCAUCACUGGCUGAGGUACAACUUCGCAAGUUUCACACCGACCUCAAAUUUCCUCCGGUGCUGUUCUCCAGAUGCGACGUCUCCAACUCAAAUGAACUCGCGGCGGCUUUCCGCAAGCACGUGGACACUUACGGCGGAUUAGAUAUCUGUAUCAACUGUGCUGGAAUCGCGACUCCGAUUUCCUUCUACGAGGAUCAGACCGACGGCUUUAAUUCAUGGAGGCGUGCGGUUGAUAUCAAUUUUGUUGCAGUGAUUGAAUCCACGCGCCUAGCGAUUCGAUCAAUGAAAGAAGUAAAGAAACCUGGUGUCAUCGUUAAUGUUGGCUCAGCUUCAGGUUUAUACCCAAUGUAUGCUGAUCCUAUUUACUCUGGCGCGAAAGGGGGGGUGGUUCUAUUCACCAGAUCGCUGGCUCUUUACAAGCGUCAAGGAAUCCGUGUUAAUGUUCUUUGCCCUGAGUUUGUUCAAACCGAGUUGGCUGCUAAGAUGGACCCUAAGUUCAUUGAUAUGGUUGGCGGCUUCAUGAGUAUGGAGGUGGUUGUUAAAGGAGCCUUUGACCUUAUUAUCGAUGAAAGUAAAGCUGGGGCUUGCUUGUGGAUAUCCAAUAAAAGGGGCUUUGAGUACUGGCCAACUCCCGCAGAAGAAGAGAAAUAUCGAGUUCGUCCUAAGGCUUCAAGGAAAAAGUCUGCAGAUGUUUUGCCAGUGAAUGUUCAAAUCCCUCAAAGUUUUGAUAAGAUAGUUGUACACACUCUAAGUCACAAUUUCCAAAGUGCAACAAGAGUAGUACGGGCAUCCUUGAGAUUGCCGCUUAAACCUGAUUAUGUUCUUAUGAAGAUUAUAUAUGCUGGGGUCAAUGCUAGUGAUGUGAAUUUUAGCUCAGGAAGAUACUUUAGUGGGAGCAGUAAAGACACUGCUUCUUUGCUUCCCUUUGAUGCUGGCUUUGAGGCUGUGGGUAUAAUUGCUGCUAUUGGAGAUUCAGUUAAGCACUUAAAGGUUGGGACUCCAGCUGCAAUUAUGACAUAUGGCAGUUAUGCUGAAUUCACUGCGGUUCCUUCAAAGCACAUCCUUCCUGUGGCAAGACCAGAUCCAGAAGUUGUUGCUAUGCUCACAUCUGGGCUAACAGCCUCGAUAGCUUUAGAAAAGGCAGCUCAAAUGGACUCGGGGAAAACAGUUCUAAUCACUGCUGCUGCAGGAGGGACUGGGCAAUUUGCUGUCCAGCUGGCAAAAUUAGCUGGAAAUAAGGUUAUUGCAACCUGUGGAGGAAAAGAUAAGGCCAGGCUUCUGAAGGAUUUGGGAGUGGAUAGAGUCAUCGACUACAAAGCUGAGAAUAUCAAGACUGUUCUGAAAGAUGAGUUCCCUAAAGGUGUUGAUAUAAUAUAUGAGUCUGUUGGUGGUGAAAUGUUUGAUCUAUGCCUGAACGCUUUGGCAACCUAUGGGCGCCUAAUUGUGAUUGGGAUGAUUUCUCAGUAUCAAGGGGAAGAUGGGUGGAAGCCACGGAAUUAUACUGGAUUGUGCGAAAAGAUUCUAGCGAAGAGCCAGACUGUGGCUGGUUUCUUUCUAGUACAAUAUGCCCAGUUUUGGCAAGAACAUCUGGAUAAGCUAAUGGAUCUCUACACCUCUAGGAAGCUUAAGGUCAUUGUCGACCCCAAAACAUUCUCGGGAGUCCAUUCAGUUGCUGAUGCAGUUAACUAUCUUCAUUCUGGUAAAAGUGUCGGCAAGGUUGUUGUAUGUAUGGAUCCAACUUUCAACAAUCGCCUUGCAAAAUUAUGAGUGGACAGUGGCCAAGUAUACAUUCCUGCAACUCAUUUGCAAGGAUCAAUAAUAAGCUUCUACAGUUACAGUCUAGGAGAUUGAUAGAAUACGGUGAUUAUCAGUUGUAAUAACCAGUUAAACCAUAUUUAAGGUUUGUAUUGUCCACACACUUCAGAACUCUAUGUAAUAUUAUUUUGUGGCAUUGGAUUUUGGUCGUGCCUUUUAUGUGAA
This is a messenger RNA of Salvia hispanica, 2182 nucleotides long. It is a transcript of the gene NQR, whose product is annotated as ARP protein (REF). Gene Ontology annotation, cellular component: mitochondrion. The record is from RefSeq and is a predicted model, not a curated record. Gene Ontology annotation, molecular function: oxidoreductase activity; zinc ion binding. NCBI's taxonomy places the organism in Eukaryota, Viridiplantae, Streptophyta, Magnoliopsida, Lamiales, Lamiaceae.